AUGUGCGACGAGAAUCCCGCCCUUGCACUCGAGCGCAGUGCCAAGACAACAGUGGUCAGAGACAUUAUUAUUGAGACACUCAGAGAGCAUCCAAAUGAUAAGUUGAUUGUAUUCACGCAAUGGACUACCAUUGGAAGAAUAUUAGGACGCAUUCUGGACGCAGAGAACAUCGGCUACUAUUACUUAUUUGGGUGCCUCAACCCAAAUGACAAGAAGAGAAACAUCAAAUGUUUCCACGACAAUCCGGAUGCGAGCGUUUUAGACCAGAUUGCAGGGCUGAAGUGCGGUGGACAGGGGCUAAACCUCACCGGCGCAAACCGGGUGAUCAACAUCGACCUCUGGUGGAAUUACGCUGUGGAGCAGCAGGCAUUCGGCCGCGUAUUUCGAAUCGGACAGAUCAAAGAGACGUACUUGUACCGCAUCAUGGUCAAGAACUCCAUCGACGGCAGGCUUCUUAAACUACAAAACGACAAAUUGAAACAAAUCAACGCCGCCCUAAAAGACUACGACCCCGUGAAGCAGCGUCUGAGCGCGUCGGAUGUUGCUGGGCUCUUUGGUCGGAUUAGACGGGAGCCAAACAGUCAGCUAGUUGUCGAGAGAGAUUAUGAAGAUGAUGUGGAUGAAGGCCACGAGGACGAUGAGGACGACAGGGAUGAGGACGAUGAGGACGACGGGGAUGAGGACGAUAACUGGGGCGAGCGUAGCAACGAGGACCCGGUGGACGAUAUAAGCCAACCUGACGAUUGA
Messenger RNA from Phaeoacremonium minimum UCRPA7, 747 nucleotides. RefSeq names its product putative protein ris1-like protein. Bases 1 to 747 code for a protein of 248 amino acids. The transcript has 3 exons. The record is from RefSeq and is a predicted model, not a curated record. NCBI's taxonomy places the organism in Eukaryota, Fungi, Ascomycota, Sordariomycetes, Togniniales, Togniniaceae.